This is a messenger RNA of Rhinocladiella mackenziei CBS 650.93, 3045 nucleotides long. RefSeq lists its product as uncharacterized. NCBI's taxonomy places the organism in Eukaryota, Fungi, Ascomycota, Eurotiomycetes, Chaetothyriales, Herpotrichiellaceae. The record is from RefSeq and is a predicted model, not a curated record. The transcript has 7 exons. Bases 1 to 3045 code for a protein of 1014 amino acids.
AUGCAUCUUAGCCAGCCUUGGACUGCCUUCGUAGCUCUGACAGCCUUGCUACACCUGCAUAUCAACGUGAAAGCAUCACCUUCUGCUGAUUUUAAAGAUCCCCCGAAUGAGUACCGUCCCAAGUUCCGCUAUUGGUUUCCUGACGCGAGUGUUCCUAUCUCCGUUGUUCAGAACGACAUUGCAAACCUCUCUGCCGUUGGUGCGGGGGGCCUCGAGUUCCUGCCGUUUUAUCUCUACGGCCUGACCAGUGGUUCGCCGCCAACAGAUUGGAGUAUCUAUGGGUAUGGCACACCUGCAUACGCAAAGGCGUUCAAAGGUGCUCUUCAGUCUGCCAAGGACAACAAUCUUGUUUUUGACUUCGCCGUGGGGGCGAGUCAAGGACAAGGCGCCCCAGCGGCGCCAGGUAGCAGGGGGCUAGCUGUGCAACUUCUUGCGGGAAAUGUUUCAAUUGCUGGUGGAGAAGCAUUUAAUGGCCCUGUUCCUCCUCCAAAAGAGAUACCAGCCACCCUUGCGUCUGGAUUGGGAUUUCAACACGCAUUGGAGCAGUUCGGGACUCCCAAUCUCACAGCUGUCAUUGCCUUUGAGAUCGAUCAAGGUAUGUUGUUGAUGUUACCAGCAUAUGUUGUCAACGAGGAGUCUGUAGUCGACCUUACAGAAUCUGUAGUGGGUGGUAACCUAUCGUUCAUGCCGCCGAACAACAAUGCUACAUGGCGUAUCUUUAGCUUCUGGGAAGCAUACACCAAUCAAAGAUCAUGUGCAGGAGGUGUGAACGCUACAAACACCGUAUCGAAUGGGUCGUGGGUCGUGGAUCAUUUCUCCUCUACUGGAGCUCAGGUUACCACGGACUUUCUAGACCACCAAAUUCUAUCAUAUCCUGGGGUGGAAGAGCUGUUGAAAGACGUGGGCAACUAUGCCUGGGAGGACAGCAUGGAGAUGAUGGCGACUCUCUGGUGGACUCCUGGCUUUCUCGGUCGAUUCGAGCGGUCUCGAGGAUACAGACUAACGAAAUAUCUUCCACUGUUGUAUGUUGCAGGUAAUCAGUGGGGACAGUUAUUUCCAUCUUAUUUGGAGACGUACAUCUAUGGAAACUAUACUAGCGAUGGCAUAAGUGUCCACAACCUCGACUACAGGACCGUCCUUAACGAAGGCUACCAAGAAUACAUCGAGCACUUUAAACAAUGGGCGCACUCGAAUGACAUCAAGUAUUCGGAUCAACCCGCUUACAAUUUACCCCUUCAGAUGCUGAGCGAUAUCCCACUGCUUGACGCCCCAGAAACGGAAUCCCUCGGAUUUGGAGACUUGGUUGACUCAUAUCGCCAGUUCUCUGGUCCGGCACAUUUGCACGGCAACAAUGUGGUAUCAUCAGAACUCGGUGCCGUGUUAACGCCUUCAUAUUCUCAGACGGUCCCUGAUCUAUUGUACCAUAUCAAGAGAUCAUGGGCUGGCGGCAUCACUCAAAUUGUCAUCCACGGAGGGGCAUACACUGGGAACUACCCCAAUACCACAUGGCCGGGCUACCAGGCAUUCGGCUUUCGAUAUACCGAAAAUUGGAGUGGACUACAGCCUUGCUGGCAACAUUUAUCGGACACUCUCGACUAUGUCGGACGCACUCAAUACGUGCUACAACAGGGGAUCCCAAAGAUAGACCUAGCAUUUUAUUUGUACGAGAGUCCUUACACCCCUGCUACACAAUUCCAAUCGGACGCCCUUCAGAAGCUAGGUUACACAUACGACUAUCUCGGACCGGACAACCUGCUAGAUUCCAAAGCAGUAGUUAAAAAUCAGGUGCUAGCGGCUGAUGGCCCUGGAUACAAAGCAUUGAUAUUCUCGAACCAGACUGUCAUCUCCACCGCGGCUGCUGCGCAAGUGUUGAAGUUUGCGGAAGCCGGCUUCCCAAUAUUCUUCAUCGGAGCGCCCCCGAAUCAAACAUUGGGCGCGUCAGCUCAGGCACAAGCACAUACUCAAAUUUUGAUUGAACAGAUUUUGGCGAAGACGGGCAACGUUCAUCGGCUGGACUCUGCCCGAGACUUGGCGAACGCACUCUCGUCAAUAGGAAUCGCGCCCCGGGCCCAACUAUCUUGCUCAAGUAAUCCUGUCUAUACUGUUUGGCGUUCAGAUCCCGCCGCCAAAAAGGAAUACCUGUUCAUUUACAAUGAUCAAUCGGUUGCGACGACAUGCACGGCGAAUCUCACGGUAGCAACGUCCAAGACCCCGUACAUUCUGGAUGCUUGGACCGGAACGCAAGAGCCAUUGCUAUCGUACCAGCGCGCGUCCAACAACACGAUAUACAUGGAUCUGGACUUGAAAGCAAACGAGACCCGCAUUAUCUCCUUUACCCAGGACCGCAGCUACAACAAUUCCAUCGUGCGGAAAAGUGUCAAUGUUAAGUGGAUGAGAUCGGUUGACUCUACACAUAUAGCCCUUGUACUCGCAGGACCAGCAAACGUUACCAGCAGCACGGGGAAGGUGUCUUCCUUCAACCCGGCUCUCCCAUCUGCCACAAGUCUCAGAACCUGGGACUUGACGAUCCAGGACUGGCAUGGCCCAUCAUCUCCAGAGGACUUUUAUUCAGUAAGGACUGAAAUCACUACCUCGCACUUAUCCAACAUCUCUCUGGUUCCCUGGAGCUCCCUUGGACACCAAUACGCCAGCACCUCUGGCGUUGGCAUCUACACGACAACGUUUGCAACACCUGAGUCUAAUUCAUCCUCUUCGCUAGGUGCAUUUCUCUCAUUCCCGCCAGUCCAGCAUACUCUUCGUGCCUCAUUGAACGGGCACAAACUGCCCCCUGUUGACCCCACAAACCCCGUAGUUAAUAUUGGGCCGUACCUCGCGAAAGCCGAUGGCAAGAGGGUGAACACACUUGAGGUUAAGAUCACGACGACACUCUUCAAUAAGGUCAAAGCGGAGGCUAACACUCACAUGUUCGUUGGAUCACCAAUCAGUGAAGCCCAGCCGUUGUAUGCAACCACCCCGAACCAAGAGUACGGGCUCCUUGGACCGGUGGAAGUAGAGUGGACAACAAUUGUGGAAAUGGUGCUCUAG